AAAGAGAGAGCCGACCCUACCCCAAUAAGAGGCUAACGAACGAAAGAGACGGAAAAUUCGGUCUAGCUUGGAUCAUGGAUCAAUCAUCACCCUUUGACUUUGUUAUUUCUCAUAUUCUCCCUUUUUGAUCGACAACCUUGCCGUUGAUUGAGUGAAAUGUAAUAGAAUUUGCUUCCAUGGGUGUUUGGUUAUAUUCAGCUUCCAUACAUACAGUGAUGUGUCUCUUUGUAAGAGGGAUGUACUACAUUUAGUUGAUGAAAAAAGAGGAGAUGGAUGCAAUGGAUGACUUAGAUUUACCAAAGGCACAAGCCAUGCCGUCGAUUCCCGUAGCCUCCGAUGCUCUACCUUCAGGCUCCAAUCCUUUACGAAGGUCUACCUUUCCCACUCUGGCAUUACCAAGUGGAGGUCUGAAAGUGCCCUCGAAACCAGGGCGCUACGAGACCGAGGUGGACACCGCACCCCUCACCCCUCCCAGCUCCUCCCACAAUCUACAGCUUGUCUUUGAUUCCGGUAAAAUCUAUGAUAACCACCCAAGAAAGUACAGGUUACUGUUAGAAACUGACAAGGAUAAUAGUGGCCAUAGCAAGAAUCUCUCCCUGUCGGCAUCAUCCGCCACCGAUGCCGCCCCUACCAAGCCCUCGCCCCCAUCUGUCACGGUCCAAGAUGGGCAAGUCGUAGCCAUGGGAACAAUGACCAGUGGUCCUGCGACGGGUCCCAGCCCCACGCCAGAUGCAGCAGCAGCAGCGCCAAAGUCGCUAGCAACAUCUGCUGCCGGAGGAGCCCCAUUCACCCUUUCUGAAGCCAUUUCAUCCGUUGCUGUCAAGAAAGAACCAGGUGGAUCUCGAUAUGUUCCUCAGGAGUUCCUGCAUACAUUCAAGGCAGCCACAACGCUUGGUCCUACGUCCGAUCAGAAAAGCCAACAAAGAGCGGGAACUUCGUCGUCGGCCGAGAUGCCCCGUUCAUCAGGGAAACCAAGCACAGGAAUGGUCCAGAGAAGCAAUGCACCGAUCUCUAAGAUAUGUACAUCAGAAAGAACUGAUGUGCCUUGUGGAUCAUGUGCUGUAGUGCAACCUGAGCCCCGCCGCCUCUUCGGAUUUGGACCCUUCUACCGCCCCCUCCCAGAAACCGUCUGUGCCACCGAGGGGCGUCGCCAGAGCAGCCCCACCUUCCAUGUUCCCAGUGAACUCUCAGAGGCUGUUGAUAGGGAAGGGAUCACUGGGGCGGGGUACUCUGGAAGUAGGAAGAGCAGCCGUGCUGCCGUGGAUAGCACUGAUAGUGGUGCUGCUGCUAAAGGAGCAGAUGGACAUAAGAAACUUAGCCCCACCCCUGCGGAACUUAAUGCUUGGCUAGGUGGAUCAUUCUAGCAGCAGGACUCAAAAUCAGGAUGCCCUGGAUCCCUGGGGCAGGGUUUUUCUGGCAGUAAGAGAAGCACUGCCAAGACAUUGAUCUACAUUUGCCACUCCCCACCCAGGUGUUAAAUUGGUACCCGGUAGGAUGCGAAAGCUAAUGUGGUAUGCUUAGCAAUU
Molecule: messenger RNA, 1526 nt
Organism: Strongylocentrotus purpuratus (purple sea urchin)
Lineage: Eukaryota; Metazoa; Echinodermata; Echinoidea; Camarodonta; Strongylocentrotidae
Product: mucin-5AC-like
Exons: 5
Coding region: 255-1364 (369 amino acids)
Source: RefSeq, a predicted model, not a curated record